Frieseomelitta varia is the source of this 1556-nucleotide messenger RNA. Its product is annotated as proton-coupled amino acid transporter-like protein CG1139. Gene Ontology annotation, molecular function: amino acid transmembrane transporter activity. NCBI's taxonomy places the organism in Eukaryota, Metazoa, Arthropoda, Insecta, Hymenoptera, Apidae. The transcript has 8 exons. Gene Ontology annotation, biological process: amino acid transmembrane transport. The record is from RefSeq and is a predicted model, not a curated record. Bases 103 to 1539 code for a protein of 478 amino acids. Gene Ontology annotation, cellular component: vacuolar membrane.
UUUUGACGCACCGCUUCCAGGUGAAUUCCCUCGCCUCUCUCUUUCUUCGCCCUCUCCUUGGUCUAAUUCCCUGGUGUGCGAAGAAGAACUGACCCGCUGAGAAUGUCGCACGACAAUUUAGGAUUUACCUCGAGUACGGAUGCUUUGGAUACUAGAAGGUGGUCGUCCAAGAACAACCAAAAUGGUUACGAUUCAUCCCACAAGUCCAACAUAUACGUGCUGGAGCUUGAGGAGAAGAAGAAAAGCGUACAGGAGUACGAAGAGGAUUACAAUCCUUACGAUCAUAGAGACGUUACACAUCCAACUACGACCUGGGAGACGCUGUUACAUCUGCUGAAAGGCAGCUUGGGCACCGGGAUCCUUGCGAUGCCAAAGGCUUUCUACCAUGCUGGAUAUGGUGUUGGCAUAGUGGCAACCAUAAUCAUAGGUGUAUUCUGUACUUAUUGCAUGCGGAUAUUGGUCGGCUCGCAGUACGAGCUCUGCAAGAGGAAAAAGGUCGCCUCGUUGUCUUAUCCUGCCACGGCGGAAGCUGCUCUGUCGGAGGGUCCAGCGCCGCUCAGGCGAUUUGCCAAGGCUUCUAUCCACACGAUAAACGUGUUUCUCAUGGUAUAUCAAUUGGGAAGUUGCUGCGUCUAUACCGUGUUCAUCGCCACGAAUUUGCAAACGGCACUGGACACGUAUGUUUCAGGUAUUGAUGUCAGAUUGUACAUGCUGGCAAUCCUGUUACCUCUGAUUUUGGUCAAUUGGAUCAGGAAUUUGAAGUUCUUGGCGCCGUGUUCCACGGUGGCCAACUUUAUUACCUUCAUCAGCUUUGGCAUAAUAUUGUACUAUAUAUUUAGAGAGCCUUUGACAUUCGAACAUCGUGAAGUGAUCGGGAAUGUGGAGAAUUUCCCCCUUUACUUUGGCACCGUGCUAUUCGCUCUCGAAGCUAUUGGCGUGAUACUGCCACUGGAGAACGAAAUGAAGAAGCCCAAGGUGUUCAUACGCACGUUCGGCGUCCUAAACAUAGGAAUGGGCAUGAUUGUGUUCCUCUACACGGGGCUCGGUUUCUUUGGUUACAUUCGCUACGGCAGUGCCAUCGAGGGUAGCAUCACCUUAAGCUUGAACGAGCCUCUGGUCCUCGCCAAAAGUGUUCAAAUCCUCCUGGCUAUCGCUAUCUUCUUCACUCAUCCGAUUCAGUGUUACGUGGCGAUCGACAUCGUGUGGAACGAGUACAUCGCACCGAAUUUCGAGAAGAAUUCGCACAAGGUGUUGUGGGAGUACGUCGUCAGAACAUCCCUCGUCCUUCUCACGUUUCUGUUAGCCGUGGUGAUUCCUGAAUUGGACCUCUUCAUAUCAUUGUUCGGCGCACUGUGCCUCUCUGGCUUGGGGCUGGCGUUCCCCGCGAUCAUUCAAAUAUGCACGUUUUGGCACACGUGCGAUCGUACUGGAAAGGCCAUAAUGUUGGCGAAGAACAUGUCGCUCGUCCUCUUCGCUCUUCUUGGUUUCGUAGUUGGAACCUACACCAGUCUUCGUGACAUCAUCAAGCAUUUCUCGUGAGCACUCUGCAAGAGGAA